UUCCAGUUUGGUUGUAAACAUGGUGCAGCACACAAUACCACUAAACCAGGAGCCCUUUAAUUUACGAAAAGGCCCAUAAUUAACGAACUGAUUUGAGGAGCAAACUUGGUAAUUAGCUCCUUUGCCCAACUUAUAAAUAUUUGAUUCCGCCCUCCCAACGACCCAAGAAAAUAUAUCUGUCGGGAGUUGGGACUCUGUCAAUUCGGUGCUGAGAUUUAUACAAUUUCAAUUGGGUUUCUUACUUAUUUUCCAAUCGAGCUUUACUGCCUUGGAUUGGAGCUCCUUCAACAAUGGCCAAGGGGCGUUAUAAUCGAUUCAACGCUAGAAAAUGGUCCAAGUUCACGCUCCUCUUCUCAGUUUUGUUCAUGUUAUCGCUUCUGCUUCUGAUGCUUUUGGCUCUUGGAAUAGUAUCGCUUCCGGUCAGCUCCGAUGAUUCUCCGCCUAACGAUCUCAGCUCUUUUAGGCGCAGAAUUGUUGAGAGAGCUGGUGGUCUGGGGAAGAGACGAGAGCAGUGGACUGAAGUUCUUUCUUGGGAGCCAAGAGCUUUCUUAUAUCAUAAUUUUUUGUCGAAGGAGGAAUGCGAAUACUUGAUUAGUAUUGCUAAGCCACAUAUGGUAAAGUCGACAGUGGUUGAUAGUAAAACUGGAAGGAGCAAAGAUAGCAGGGUCCGCACCAGUUCAGGAAUGUUUCUCAAGAGAGGGCGAGAUAAGAUAGUCAGAGAUAUAGAAAAAAGAAUAGCUGACUUUACAUUCAUUCCAGUAGAGCAUGGCGAAGGACUUCAAGUUCUCCACUAUGAAGUCGGGCAAAAGUAUGACGCACAUUAUGAUUAUUUCCUUGAUGAGUUUAACACAAAAAAUGGUGGCCAAAGGGUUGCAACUGUUUUGAUGUAUCUGUCAGAUGUUGAAGAAGGUGGCGAGACAGUAUUUCCUGCUGCCCAGGGAAACUUCAGUUCUCAACCAAAUUGGAAUGACUUAUCUGAAUGUGCAAAAACAGGACUUUCAGUGAAACCGAGAAUGGGCGACGCGUUACUAUUUUGGAGUAUGAGACCUGAUGCAACUUUAGAUCCUUCAAGUUUGCAUGGGGGAUGCCCAGUGAUUAAUGGAAACAAGUGGUCUUCUACUAAGUGGCUGCAUCUUGAAGAGUACAAAAUAUAAAAAGUAGCAUAGCAAAGUAGAGAGGACAUUCUUUUUUGAGGAGCCUGUACCAGUAACAUUCAUGCUUGGUCGAUAAGAUGCUGGUUUUUGUACAAAUUCCAUACAAAAAAAAAAAAAAAAAAAAAAAAAAAAAAACCGUCUCACCAUAGUGUGCACAGUUCUUCUUUACUCUUUUUUAGUGUGAAAAGAAUUUCUCCCUCGUUCUUAUUCUUCUAUACAUAAAUACAUAUAUUCAUCCUCUUAUUAAAUACUCAAUCAUAUGUCUAAAAUGUUAUUCUUC
Messenger RNA from Cannabis sativa, 1434 nucleotides. Its product is annotated as probable prolyl 4-hydroxylase 3. The transcript has 8 exons. Lineage: Eukaryota; Viridiplantae; Streptophyta; Magnoliopsida; Rosales; Cannabaceae. Gene Ontology annotation, molecular function: iron ion binding; L-ascorbic acid binding; procollagen-proline 4-dioxygenase activity. Bases 291 to 1154 code for a protein of 287 amino acids. Gene Ontology annotation, cellular component: endoplasmic reticulum. The record is from RefSeq and is a predicted model, not a curated record. Gene Ontology annotation, biological process: peptidyl-proline hydroxylation to 4-hydroxy-L-proline.